AUGGGCUACCCGUGCGCCCUAGACCAGCCUACUUGCGACGGCAUUUGGCUUCGCAGCCUCGCUGUGGCCCUCAAUUUGCCCAAAACAAGCGAUCCACUGGUCAUUUAUACCGACAUCAUCAACACACAGUUGCUUGUGAAUAACAAGAUUGGUCAGAACUCUACCAGGUGGCUUGAUAUGCGGUAUUUCUUUGUCAAGGAUGCUGCGGUCAAGGAUUAUAUUGACCUCAAACGAGUGAACAGCGAGGCCAACGUUGCUGACGAAUUCACCAAGCCAUUGGGUGAAGUAGAUUUCCCCGAAUUGAUCAAGCAACUCAGGAUGUCCGACAAAAUGGUGGAGUGA
Penicillium soppii is the source of this 342-nucleotide messenger RNA. RefSeq names its product Ty1/Copia family ribonuclease HI. Lineage: Eukaryota; Fungi; Ascomycota; Eurotiomycetes; Eurotiales; Aspergillaceae. The transcript is spliced from 2 exons. The record is from RefSeq and is a predicted model, not a curated record. Bases 1 to 342 code for a protein of 113 amino acids.